Molecule: messenger RNA, 1368 nt
Organism: Naegleria lovaniensis
Lineage: Eukaryota; Heterolobosea; Eutetramitea; Acrasida; Naegleriidae
Exons: 1
Coding region: 1-1368 (455 amino acids)
Cellular component (GO): endoplasmic reticulum
Molecular function (GO): mannosyltransferase activity
Source: RefSeq, a predicted model, not a curated record
AUGAGUAAACGAUCAUCAAAAACUAUUUCAUCGUCGGAAUCAAGCAACCGUGAUGAUGACUUUAACAAUUCCUCUCAACAGAUCAAAAAACACUUUAUUGUUUUUGUAUUGGGUGAUAUUGGACAUAGCCCGAGAAUGCAAUAUCAUUCAUUAUCCAUAGCAAAAUUGAACGAGUCGAAUCAUCAUGUAGAUUUUGUUGGAUUAUAUGACUCGGAUCCUCAUGAACAAGUUCUUAAUCAAAAAAAUUUGAAAAUCAAUCGAUUGGCUUCUCAAUGGUGGAAUUGGGUUAAUUAUGUAAUGAGAAUUCACUUUUUAUUUUUCUUGGUGUUUGCUCCUUUAAAAGUAAUUUUGCAAUUUCUUGUAAUGUCCAUUCAAUUAUCGUAUAUUUUCAACAGAAAUCCUUUUGGAGCACACUCUACUCCAAAGAAAAUAUUAUUGACUCAAAAUCCUCCUGCAAUUCCUACUUUAUUUCUGUUUUGGAUGUUACAGAAAAUUAAUCUCAUUAAGCUCGACGAAUAUAUUAUUGAUUGGCAUAAUUAUGGAUUUUCCAUUUUGGCUCUAUCAAGAAAAAACAAGUACUUGAUAAAAUUUGCACAGUACUUGGAGUUUAACUUUGUAAAAGGCUGUGCUACGCAUCACCUAUGUGUAUCAGAAAAGUUAAAGGAAGAUCUUGUUACAAGAUUGAAAAUAGACCCUACUACGGUGACAGUCAUGUAUGACCGACCACCUGAAAUGUUUGGAAAGAAUCUAUCAUCGAGUGAAAGAAAUGGCCUCUUAGAAAACGUGUUAAAAAUUGAUACUCACAGAAACUUUAAAUUAAUUGUCAGCAGCACAAGCUGGACUGAAGAUGAAGAUUUUUCAGUGUUAUUGUCAGCAAUUAUUGAUCUUGAAAACAAGCUUAAGAACAUGUCUUCACCACUUUAUUUAGAGUUUGUAAUUACAGGAAAAGGUCCUCAGAAAGAAUACUAUCUACAGAAAAUUGCCUCACUUAACCUUAACUAUUGCAAAAUCCAAACAGGAUAUCUUUCAUAUUCAGACUACACGAAAUUACUUGCCUCGAGUGACGUUGGGGUUUGUCUUCACUACUCUAGCUCUAAACUCGAUCUUCCAAUGAAAGUUGUGGAUAUGUUUGGCAGUAAUUUGCCCGUAUGUGCGAUUGCAUAUGAUGCAUUACCUGAACUUGUUAAACAUGGUCAAAAUGGUUAUAUUUUCAAAAACAAGAACGAAUUGACAGAAUAUUUAGAAGAGUUGUUGUUAUCACCAGAAGGUAGCACAACACUUAAAUCUAUGAGAGAACAUUUAAAACAGAAUUUCCAAACCCAUAGAUGGGAUGAUGAAUGGAACAACAAAGUACGACCAUUGUUAUAA